CCCAUCUCCAUGAAAUGCGUCCAAGCCAACUAGUUUUGACUCCAUUGCAAAGAUCAACAAACAAAGUAAAGAACUAUGGACUUUGGACAAUAAAGGAAGAGCAUGGAAGCUUUCUCAAAUCCGAGGAAGCCGCAUUCCGCCGCCCGCGAAGCGCCCGUCCCCAACCCAACGCCUAGUGAGGGGACCAUGGACCAUCCCGAAAGCCAAACCCAACCACCGUCCCUAACGACCCACGUGAAAGCCUCCCCUCGCCCGAAACCCUAACCCAAACCAUCGAUUCCCGAUGGAUCGAGCGCCAGAUCUCGAUCGAGCUCCUCCCAUGGCGGAAAAUCCGCGCCUUUUCCUCGUCCUUUCUCUCCUCUCUCUCCUCCCCAUCUCUUCCUCCCUCGCCGCCGCCGGCUGCCGGAGGAACACCACCCUCGCCGGCUUCGAGGCCGACCUCGUCAUGGUCCAGCACCAGCUCCGCGGCGUCGUCCGGGUGCUCGACGGCUGCUCCUUCUCAGUACUUGAGUUCGACAUGCUCGCCGGCUCCGGCCAAGUCCGGUGGUGGGGCGCCAACGGCGAUGACUUCCGCAACCUCACCCUGGGAUCCCCGAUCUCCGAGCAGACCCUUAACCGCACCUUCCGCAACGAAUCCUUCACCGUCCGCCUCUCCGACAACGCCACCUGGGACCAGAUCUCCGUCAUCGCGGUCUGGGACCCCGCCACGGCCUCCGACUUCGGCCACGUCGUCGUCGGACCCCCUGGCGCCGACCAGUCCGACGCCCCCGCCCCCAGCCCCGAUCUCUCCCCUGCCCCCUCGCCGUCGUCCAGGCGGAGCAAGCGACGGAUCCACCGCCAGCCCACGAUGUUCGACAACUGCCUCACCCUGUCUCCAAGGUAUCGCCUACGAUGGACGCUCUCCCCUGAAUCCAAUUCCAUUGAUUUAGGCUUAGAAGCUGCAGUUGGAUCAGAGUAUUAUAUGGCCUUUGGGUGGGCGGCGCCCGGGUUGCCGUCCCCUUCCAUGAUCCACGCCGAUGUGGCGGUGGCUUGGUUCACAGAAGAUGCCACUCCCUUCGCGGAGGACUACUUCAUUACUGAAUACAGUGAGUGCCUCCCAAGCAAGGACGGCAAGUUCAAGGGCGUGUGCCCGGAUACUGCGUAUGAAGGCUCAGACCCCACCGUGAUGGUGAACAACACCAAAUUGGUGUACGGGCACCGGAGGGAUGGGGUCUCCUUCAUCCGAUAUGUGCGUCCACUGGUGUCCGUGGACGAGAACUACGAUGUGCCGAUGAACAUGACCGGCAACAUGACAGUGAUAUGGGCAUUGGGUUUGAUGCGACCGCCCGACACCCUCCGCCCUCACUACCUCCCUCAGAACCAUGGCGGCCCUCGCCUCACGACCUACGGGUACUUUGACUUCGAUGUGUCGAUGAAGGUGAAUGAUUGCCUGGGGCCGCUGGAUGCAAAAGACAAGGAGGAUCAGGAUCUAAUCAUCGCCGAUGGGAAGACGCUGCUGGUUGUGUCUUCAGGGCCUGCAUUGCAUUACCCGAAUCCUCCCAGCCCGACAAAGGCUCUUUAUAUCAACAAGAAAGAAGCUCCCUUGCUGAGAGUUGAAAGGGGUGUGCCAGUGACAUUCUCGGUCCAAGCCGGGCAUUAUGUAGCACUCUACAUCACAUCUGAUUCUCUCGGAGGGAAUGCGACGUCGCGUAAUAUGACUGAAGUAAUUUAUGCAGGUGGACCAGAGGCUGAGGGAGUCCCAUCCAGCCCAACGGAAUUAGUGUGGUCUGUUGAUCGGAAUACGCCUGACCUAGUUUAUUACCAUUCCCUAUACGAGCAGAAAAUGGGCUGGAAAGUUCAAGUGGUCGAUGGUGGUCUCUCUGAUAUGUAUAACAAUAGUGUUCUCUUGGAUGAUCAACAAGUUUCCUUGUUCUGGACUUUGUCAGAUGGUUCAAUUUCAAUGGCUGCUCGGGGUGAGAAAAAAAGUGGAUACCUUGCAAUUGGGUUUGGAAGUGGAAUGAUAAAUAGCUUCGCAUAUGUAGGUUGGAUAGAUGAUGACGGCAAGGGCCAUGUGGACACCUAUUGGAUAGAUGGAAAGGAUGCCAUGAAUGUGCAUCCAACUUCCGAAAAUCUAACCUAUGUGAGAUGUAGAUCAGAAAAUGGCAUCAUAACAUUCGAGUUCACUCGUCCUUUAUCACCUUCAUGUAGUGGAAGGGUAGAGUGCAAGAAUAUUAUUGAUCCGACUACUCCUUUGAAAGUUGUUUGGGCCAUGGGCGCCCAAUGGUCAGCAGACCAUUUGAAUGAGAGGAACAUGCAUUCUGUCACAAGCAGUAGGCCUGUCAGGGUUCUGUUGUUACGAGGAUCAGCAGAGGCAGAGCAGGACUUGCGCCCUGUUUUAGCUGUUCAUGGAUUUAUGAUGUUUGUUGCUUGGGGUAUAUUGCUUCCAGGUGGAAUAUUAGCUGCAAGGUACUUGAAGCAUGUGAAAGGUGAUGGCUGGUACCAGUUGCAUGUCUACCUGCAGUAUUCCGGCAUAGCUAUUGUCUUACUUGGUGUUCUCUUCGCGGCUGCUGAACUCCGAGGUUUUUAUAUCAGUUCAGUACAUGUAAAAUUUGGUUUGACAGCUAUGAUAUUAGCAUGUGCCCAGCCAAUAAAUGCGUAUUUACGGCCUAAAAGAGCAGAGCAUGGAGAGGUUGCUUGUUCAAAGAGGAUUAUUUGGGAAUAUUUUCAUGUUAUCAUAGGGAGGUCUGCUAUUGUGGUUGGAAUUGCGGCACUCUUUAGUGGAAUGAAACAUUUGGGACAUAGAUAUGACAGUGAGAAUGUUGAAGGACUUACUUGGGCCCUAAUAUUAUGGGUUUUGGCUUGUGUACUUUUAGUUAUUUACUUAGAAUAUAUGCUUUUGAAGCAAAGGGAUAGGAGCUCUGUCAGAGGCAACUGGGUGUUGGGAAACAAUGAAGAAGAAGAUUCAGUCGAUCUGCUACAGCCUGACAGAGCUGUUACUAAACCAGAGUCCCAUCCAUCUGGAAUAAUGGAAUUGCAGCUUGAACCUCUUAGCAGAUAAGAAACAUUUUUUCUAUUUUAUUCCAACAUGACACAUUGUAUGCUUCAAUCCUUGAAUUUGUUAAUUAUAGAGGGAACUGGAGCCAUAUUGAUUGACUACCGCAGAGGAUCCUUGCAGUGCAAGGACUUUAUCUACUCACAGAACAUGGUGCUGGAUAUGAAAUAUUUUGCAACAUUUCUGGUGCACUGCUGCUGAAGUCUGCACCAGACAUAUGACUUGUAUAUGUACAGGAUUUUGGCACAGUAAGAAUAGAAACCUGUUUCGAUAACUGAUUCACAAUUUGUCUCAGCUCUUAUUACUUGGCCAGUGAAAAAUAUUCUUGAUUUUUGGGUGAUAUAAAUUGCCAUGCAUGGGAACAUAAAUUCAGACGAGCAGCUGUCAUUAUGUUGUUGUUGUCCUUGAUCAUUGCUUCAGGUUAUGCUCAUCUAUAUGAGAAGUGAUGGAAGGAAUUUGUUCUGUUAAACUGGCGAACUUAAGAUUUUUUUUUUUUUUUGAAAAAAAAAUGUUCAGCAAAGUUUUCUGCUAUUUGCACAUUUGCGAUUAGCAUUGUCUGGAUCAUAUCCCAAUACUUACUUCCUAGGGGCUAUUGUUUCCCUGGUUGAAAGACAAACUCUGUCUUAUGUUAGUACAAUUUUCUGAUCAAGUUUCUUUAUGUAGUGCUGAUCAUUUUAUA
Phoenix dactylifera (date palm) is the source of this 3710-nucleotide messenger RNA. The record is from RefSeq and is a predicted model, not a curated record. Lineage: Eukaryota; Viridiplantae; Streptophyta; Magnoliopsida; Arecales; Arecaceae.